CAUCAAGGCACCGAGUGUAACGACAGYCGUAGCAUUCCUAAMAGUCCAAUCCAAUUCAUUGCUCUACGGCAGAAUUCUGYWMAAGCAGCCGGAACCAUGUCGGUCACAAUCCACACGACGAACGGGGAUUUGAAAUGCGAGAUCUUUUGCGACACCUGCCCGCGCACCGCCUUUAACUUUCUCGCUCUGGCGGCGUCUGGCCGAUACAACGGAACGAUCUUUCAUCGCAACAUCCGCGGGUUCAUGAUGCAAGGGGGUGACACGGCCCACGUUACCGGAAAGAAAUCCUCCAUCUGGGGCAACGACGUUACCUUUCCCGACGAAUUCCAUCCAAACAACAAGCACGAUCGACGCGGAAGGCUCUCAAUGGCGAAUCGGGGGCCAGAYACCAACAAGGUAAGUCUUUAGGACAACAGAUCAAGAAUUACAGGUCUACGGUUUUAUUUGUGAUGCGAUUGAUGCACUCUUUAUCUAAUGGGAGCACGGGCACGCASCAGGCAYAAUCGAUGUGUGCUUCUCUACGGAACACACGAAAUCGAUGCUAACGUYKUGGAAACGAGAGGAUGAUUUUCGUUUCGUGCGAACCAAUCAUCGACUAUCGUAUWUUUCGACCUSGUUCUAAACCGACUCUUGSGCUUCUCAUUUUGUUUGAACCAAUUUGUCGGUUGCAUCAUGAAUUGGUUGUCGACUACACAUCAGUCACAAUUCUUCAUUUUGUAUGAGCAGCAACCGCAUCUAGACAACAUGCACACGGUGUUCGGUCAGGUUCUAGACGGGUGGGAUACGCUAGACAAAUGGGAACGAUUGCCGGUGUGGGGAGAGAGGGCACAAUCCAGGAGUCAGAAAACGACACCCCUUGAACCACCAGAAAUCACUGGUAUCACCAUUCAUGCGAAUCCGCUAGCCGACGAAGGCAUUGUAUAUCCUACUCCUUCCGGACCACCAGAGAAGAAAUAAUCGCUGACUGGGAUUUACGAAGCCAUCGUCUAAGAAUAAGUCGAACAGGAUAUAAGUUUCCUUUUUGGCUUUCAUGGACUACACGUACGGUAGCGUGUGAUUUGAUUUUUUGAGAAAGCUUUGCGCUUUGCACYAUUGGUCAGCCGGCUUACAUAGGAGCUAGCACUAAASUUUGAACGGAAAGAAUGAGGCAGCACGAAUGGAUUAUCGUUAUUUUCGGUGGUAUGACGACAACGACUGCUACUCGAAGUCGCCGCGAAUAACUUUUCCGACGUCUUCCAGCCCGUUAUCUAAUCAUUUGAUUUUGGCUCCCCCAAAGCUGAGGUUUGUGCCAAURUUARUUGUCCC
Messenger RNA from Pseudo-nitzschia multistriata, 1305 nucleotides. Lineage: Eukaryota; Bacillariophyta; Bacillariophyceae; Bacillariales; Bacillariaceae. The record is from the annotation of a GenBank genome assembly.